AUGUCGAAAUACAAGUACCUGUCGGGCUUUGGCUCUCACUUUUCCUCUGAGGACGAGCGAUAUCCCAACUCCUUGCCUGUUGGUCAGAACUCACCGCAAGUGUGUCCUUAUAAACUCUACGCGGAGCAGCUCUCGGGAAGUGCCUUCACAGCCCCAAGAACCGAGAAUGUGCGCACCUGGCUGUACAGGAAAUUGCCCUCAGCAGUGCACCUUCCAUUCCAGCCUUUCAAGGGAGCCCCCUACUUUAGGCAGAACUGGGAUGAACAGCCCCCAAAUCCAAAUCAGAUGCGUUGGAAACCCUUUGAUCUGCCGCCAAAAGAUGGCAGAUCGGUAGAUUUUGUGGAAGGUUUGCAUACGGUUUGUGGUGCUGGGGAUCCCAGAUCUCGGCAUGGUCUUGCCGUGCACAUAUACUCCUGCAAUGCAUCCAUGGAUAACUCGGCCUUCUACAACAGCGAUGGUGAUUUCUUGAUUGUCCCACAGCAAGGAGUUUUGGAUAUUAAAACGGAGUUUGGUAGGAUGUCGGUGGCUCCCAAUGAAAUCUGCGUCAUACCGCAAGGGAUACGGAUUGCUGUUAAUGUGGAUUCUCCUUCUAGAGGUUAUAUCCUCGAAGUGUAUGAUGGUCACUUUGUUUUGCCCGAUUUAGGACCCAUCGGCGCCAAUGGCCUGGCUAAUCCCAGAGACUUUGAAACACCUGUGGCUUGGUUCGACGAUCAAGACGUAAAUGACUUCCAGGUGAUAUCGAAGUUCCAGGGCAGUCUCUUUGUGGCCAAGCAAAAUCACAGCGUCUUCGAUGUGGUGGCCUGGCAUGGUAACUACGUGCCCUUUAAGUACGAUCUGUCCAAGUUUAUGGUGAUCAACUCGGUUAGCUUCGAUCACUGUGAUCCCAGCAUUUUUACCGUGCUCACUUGCCCGAGUUUGAGAGCUGGAACAGCCAUAGCCGACUUUGUGAUCUUUCCACCCCGCUGGUCAGUACAAGAGCAUACCUUCCGGCCACCCUAUUACCACAGAAACUGCAUGAGCGAGUUCAUGGGUCUCAUCUUGGGAAAGUACGAGGCAAAAGCGGAUGGCUUUGCCGCUGGAGGGGCUACACUCCAUUCCAUGAUGACCCCGCAUGGUCCAGAUGUCAAGUGCUUUGAAGGUGCCUCGAGUGCAAAGUUGGUGCCCGAACGCGUGGCUGAGGGAACCCAGGCCUUCAUGUUCGAGUCCUCCCUGAGUUUGGCCGUUACCAAAUGGGGCGAGGAAACCUGUCAGAAACUGGAUGCAGCAUACUAUGAAUGCUGGCAGGCGCUGAAAAACAAUUUCGAAAUUACUAAAAAGUAAAAUAUUUCUAGGGUAAAGUUACCAUAAAUGAACAAUU
Molecule: messenger RNA, 1357 nt
Organism: Drosophila takahashii
Lineage: Eukaryota; Metazoa; Arthropoda; Insecta; Diptera; Drosophilidae
Gene: hgo
Product: homogentisate 1,2-dioxygenase
Biological process (GO): L-phenylalanine catabolic process
Cellular component (GO): cytoplasm
Molecular function (GO): homogentisate 1,2-dioxygenase activity
Source: RefSeq, a predicted model, not a curated record